Messenger RNA from Dendroctonus ponderosae (mountain pine beetle), 901 nucleotides. Its product is annotated as translation initiation factor IF-2. Bases 47 to 832 code for a protein of 261 amino acids. The record is from RefSeq and is a predicted model, not a curated record. The transcript has 3 exons. Lineage: Eukaryota; Metazoa; Arthropoda; Insecta; Coleoptera; Curculionidae.
UUUGGCUUUUUGCAUGUCAAAGUGGGGCCGUUGAUCGGUAUAUAAAAUGUGCAGCGAUCUCCUAGUGCAUUAUCAGCGAUCCGUCCACUCGAAAACCUACAAGAUGUUCCAUAUUGUUGCAUUCUGGGCCUUUGCAGCCUGCCAACUCUUCGCCGCCAAUGGUCAGGUGGCUGUUCCUGUAGCCGCUCCUGUUGUCACCGCACGUAGCAGCCAAUACUUCGCUCAAACUCACAGCGCUCUCGCCGCCCCAUUGGUCCAACCAGUCGCUCCAGUAGCGCAAUACUUCGCUCCUUCCGCUGCUUCUGUUAGCCAAGUGACUCGCUAUGCUCAAUAUCUGGCUGCUCCCUACCUCCUGCCAGCUCCUCUUCUAGCCAGUCCUGCAGUGGCGCCUCUGGUGGCCACCAGCCCCGUGGCAGCCCCCGCACCAGCCCCUCAACAGCCCCCCAACAAUCCGGACGCUGAAGCGGUGGAAGUGGAGUCUGCUCGGCUCAGAGCCGCUCCCGCUCAGCAAGCAGGCAAAGCCCAGCCGCUUAGGGCUCAGAAACAACAGGUCGCCCUCCUAGUCCUGGUGGCAGUGGCAUGCGUGGCAGCCGCCCCUAAACCCUCCGUCCCUGUGCUGGCUCCGGCUAUAGUGACCGCCCAAAGUUCCCAGGUGAUCGCCCGCAACUACAACGCUUUGGCCGCACCUCUAAUCGCUCCAGCACCAAUUGUACGGGCGGCUCCUGUUCUCGCUCCAGCUCCUGUUGUUCGGGCGGCGCCCUUUGCUGCUCCCUACUGGGCCGCCCCUGCUCCAUAUCUAGCCAACCCUUACGCCGCACCCUUGAUCUACUAGGAUGGCACGUAGUGAAUUUUAAUGUGAUUGUAAAUAGGGAUUUUUGUAAAUAGAUCGGGUAUAUACUGA